AUGGCAACAAGCAGGCUUGCGCUCGUGGCCGUGAUGGCAGCAGCCGUCCUGCUGGGCACGGCGUCGGCGGCGACCUACAACGUGGGCGAGCCGGGCGGGUCCUGGGACCUGCGCACCAACUACGGCACCUGGGUCUCCUCAAAGAGGUUCCACCCGGGCGACCAGAUCGUGUUCAAGUACUCGCCACAGGCGCACGACGUGGUGGAGGUGAGCAAGGCGGACUACGACUCCUGCUCCAACGCCAACCCCAUUGCCACCCACAACUCCGGCAACGACGCCAUCGCCCUCGCCUCCCCCGGCACCCGCUACUUCAUCUGCGGCUUCUCUGGCCACUGCACCGGAGGCAUGAAGAUCCAGAUCGACGUCGUGCCCAGCGCCAACUCCCUCACCCCCGCCGGUGCUCCCGCCGCCAACUCUCCCCCGCCCACGUCCACGCCCGCUUCCGCCGCUACCAAGGUCACCGGUUUCGGCGCCCUCGCCGCCGUCAUGAUCGCCGCCGGCCUCAUGGCUUAUUAG
Messenger RNA from Miscanthus lutarioriparius, 516 nucleotides. The record is from the annotation of a GenBank genome assembly. Lineage: Eukaryota; Viridiplantae; Streptophyta; Magnoliopsida; Poales; Poaceae.